CGAGUCUCAGUUGCAAACUUCAAUUCUUUGAAAGCACAUUAAACUGCGCAUCAAAAUUGGUUUAUUGGACUAUAAAGCUUUUUCAUUAAAAAAGUAUUCACUAAACAACGACUAACAGUUUAAAAUGGAUAAGUGGCUGAAACCGUCAUUCGCCAAUCUAUUGGAGAACCAGAAGUUCUCAGAUUGCCGCAUAUUGGUGGAAAACGAGUCUUUUGAUUGUCAUAAGCUUAUCUUGGGCAGUGCCUCAGAAUUUUUUGAACGAAUGUUCCUUAGCGAUUUCCAGGAAUCGAAAACUGCGGAAUUUCGUCUAAAUGACGUAAGCCCCGAUACCUUCAGAAUAUUUCUGGACUACGUUUACACCUAUGAUUUUGAAAAAUUGAAGAAGAACCCAAACGAGAUAAUAUUUGAUCUCUUCGAAUGUGGAAAUAAGUGGCUUGUGAAGUCUAUUACUGACGAUUGUGAGGCAGUCCUUAAAGAGAGGGCCCCCCAAAUGUCCAUUGGUAAUCUUGUCGAGACCUUUCAGUUUGCCCACAAUGCUGAACACAAUGGUAUUAUUGACGUUGUCACAUAUAAUUUCUUGCGCUUAGCAGGCGGUAUGAAGUGCUAUGAUUGUCUAUUCCUCACAUCUGAUGCUUUUGAGAAGUAUAUUCUUAUAUGCGAUGGUAAAAUUCCUGAAGAAGAUCGUUUUAAGAUGAUUGAGGCCUACGUUACCAUUAAUGGACUGAUUGAUGCCGAAACCGCUGAUAGCGGUGUUAAUGGGACAAUUUUGGACGAAUUUAAAAUCUUAAAAGACGAUGACAAGCCAGGAUGUUCUAAGGAGAUUUCCGUUGCCGAGAACAAAGCAGCAGUUUCUUUACCGGAUAAGAAUGGUAUUGAGUCUUCGGCUGGAGACAACAAAGAUAUAAAAUUGAAAAAACUUCUUUUAACUUAUGUUAAGACAUUGGUGAACUACAUUCAUUUCGAAAGGAUGAAUAAGACUAUAUUUUACAAUGUGGUUGGAAAAUCACGUUUACUGACUCAUGAAGAAAAAUUUGAGAAAAUGUUCCUAACAAAGUAAAUUAUUUCUUAUCAGUGAUAUGAUAAGUUAUCACAUGUAAUACAUAUAUAACGUGUCAUAUAUAAAACUUUGUAAUAAAUAUUUCAAGAAUAUGGAUUUUUUUCUAUAAAUUAAAA
Drosophila ananassae is the source of this 1173-nucleotide messenger RNA. RefSeq names its product kelch-like protein 41a. NCBI's taxonomy places the organism in Eukaryota, Metazoa, Arthropoda, Insecta, Diptera, Drosophilidae. The coding region runs from base 125 to 1057 and encodes 310 amino acids. Gene Ontology annotation, molecular function: ubiquitin protein ligase binding. The transcript has 3 exons. Gene Ontology annotation, cellular component: cytoplasm. The record is from RefSeq and is a predicted model, not a curated record. Gene Ontology annotation, biological process: proteasome-mediated ubiquitin-dependent protein catabolic process; regulation of proteolysis.